GUACGGAACUUGUGUAAGCAAACAUGGAACAUUUGAACUCUUCUGCUUUAUUUUCCAAAUAUAAAGUUUGCACCAAACUCAACUGUUGCUUCGAGUGGGCGUUUCGCUUCGGCUUUUCAUGACAACGCGGAAACUGGUCGUGUAAAUGGAUUUAUGUUUAUUGUGAAUGGUUUCAAUAGGGAGUAAAUGGAGAAUGAUGACGGAUUAUUCGCGCACAGCUGUCCGGACUGGAUGUCGGAGCUUCCUCGGGGUCUCUGGGAUGUCCCGCUGUGGAAUCUCGCUAUACCCGGUAUGUCCCGCUGUGGAAUCUCGCUAUACCCGGUAUGUCCCGCUGUGGAAUCUCGCUAUACCCGGAAGUCAUGACACCAUGACCUACUGCUUGGACCAGAAGUCUUCUGUGCUUCAGUCUGAACCAAAAGUACUGCAGGUGUUGGAUACAUUACUACCCUGUUUCGUCCGACCAUGUAUAAUGAAAUGGGCAACAUCCCAGGAGGACAGUAUUUGUAAACAGCUGGAUUCAGGCAUGCGGUUCCUUGAUCUCAGGAUAGCUCAUAAAUCAAAAGACCCUGAUAAAGUUUUCUACUUCGCUCACGGGAUCUACUCUCUCGUGACAGUGAAGGAAGCGCUCACAGAAGUGGCUGAAUGGUUAGACCAGCAUAGCAAGGAAGUGGUCAUCAUGGCAUUUUCUGCAUUCGAUGGCGUGAACUUGGAUCAACACAAAGACCUCAUUCAGUUUCUCAUAACAACAUUUGGCCAAAAAAUUUGCCCAAAUUCUGUCACACCGUCACUACGGGAGUGUUGGAAUCGAGCUUUUCAGGUUAUUUUAUCAUAUGACGACUCGGCUGCAUCUGUUCAUGAGGAGCUCUGGCCAAAGUUUGACUACUGGUGGGCAAACACAUCAGAUCCCAACCGAGUCGUAUCCUACCUGGACAAAAGAAAGGAGGAAGGAAGACCAGCCGGUUUCUUCGCAGCUGGUCUGAAUCUAACCGAGAAUGCCGGGUAUAUUCUGUCCCAUCCGUGUCAGUCAUUGAAAGGCAUGACCCUGAGCUCGUGCGGUCUGUUGAUGGACUGGGUCAAACAGCAGAGGCCGGGGUCAGGCAGUACCUGCAUCAAUGUCAUCUGUGCAGAUUUUGUGAGCACGUACAGUAAUGAAUUUACUCAGCUGGUUAUCGGACUCAAUCAAAUACUCUUAAAAGAGACCUGAUCAAUACAUAUGAGACUAGUGUGGUUCAUAAAAACGUAGCAUGUUUUACUUUUACUGUAUAUUCUAAAAUAACUUUACCACUUUGACAAAACAACUGAUUUUUUUUUGAGAUAAAUGCAUUUUUUUGUUUUUAAUUACGCUGCCUAAUCUGUGACUAUGUUUGUGUUCCUAAACUGGAAAAUGUUUUGUGCAACGCUUCCAUCUAGAGGCAAUACAUAGGUAGGCUCGUCUGGUUUGAAGACAUGGGCCUUUAAAAAUAUUUCUAAUAGUUUAAAUAAAUGAAAGCUUAAAUCUUA
Molecule: messenger RNA, 1500 nt
Organism: Triplophysa dalaica
Lineage: Eukaryota; Metazoa; Chordata; Actinopteri; Cypriniformes; Nemacheilidae
Product: PI-PLC X domain-containing protein 1
Exons: 6
Coding region: 167-1204 (345 amino acids)
Biological process (GO): lipid metabolic process
Molecular function (GO): phosphoric diester hydrolase activity
Source: RefSeq, a predicted model, not a curated record